GCCCAGCCCAAGACAAUUCGGCUCCCCGUCUUCUCGCAGCGGCUGGCGGUUGUGUUUGCUUGCUACAGGCUGGAAUUAAUCAAGCAUUAAUUUAUUAAAACUGUAUCGCGAAGAAAGGAAGGAUCGCUGCUCCGCCGCCAACUCCUCCGUAGCAUCCUCCACAAAUCGAACCUCAAUGGCGAUCUGAACCAACCUUCCAGAGCCUUCUGGAAGUUCCAUGGAUCGGAUCCUCAAGUCCGCCAGGGAGUCGGGCUCCCUCAACCUCUCCAAUCGCUCCCUCAGGGAGAUACCCAAGGAGGUGUACAACAACUUGGACACAGGCAGCCAGGAUGAGAAAUGGUGGGAGGGAGUGGACCUCCAGAAGCUCAUACUGGCUCACAAUAAUCUUGAAGUGCUAAGAGAAGACCUUAGAAAUUUGUCUUCACUUGUUGUGUUAAAUAUAAGCCACAACAAGAUAUCUUCCCUUCCAGCAGCUAUUGGAGACCUGCCAUUGCUAAAAUCGCUGGAUGCGUCUUUCAAUCAAAUAAACACUCUGCCCGAAGAGAUUGGUCUGGCUACCGCAUUAGUCAAGGUUGAUCUCUCAAAUAAUUUCCUUACUGAGCUUCCAGCUAGCCUUGCCAAAUGUCCGGACUUGUUGGAACUCAAGGCAUCAAACAACACCAUAUCAAGAAUACCAGAUGCACUUGCUGGCUGUUCCAAGUUAAGUAAAUUGGAUCUAGAGGGUAACAAGCUUGUGACUAUUUCUGAAAACAUGUUUGCAUCCUGGACAAUGCUCACGGAGCUAAAUCUUGCCAAAAAUCUGCUUACAACCACCCCGGACAGUAUCGGAGCACUUCCUAAACUUAUUCGCCUGGACAUGCAUCAAAAUAAAAUAACAUCAAUUCCUCCUUCCAUAAAGGGUUGCUCUUCUCUUGCUGAGCUCUAUAUGGGAAAUAACUUAUUGUCUUCAAUACCAGCUGAUAUUGGCACACUAUCAAAAUUAGGAAUACUUGAUCUCCAUUCUAAUCAGCUAAAGGAGUACCCUGUUGGAGCAUGCAACCUCAAACUAUCUGUCCUCGAUCUAUCGAAUAACUCAUUAUCUGGUCUACCAGCUGAACUAGGUAAAAUGACUACCCUCAGAAAGCUUCUGCUUACUGGAAAUCCUAUGAGAACACUUAGGAGUUCAUUGGUUUCUGGACCAACAACUGCAUUACUGAAGUAUCUGCGGAGUCGGCUUUCAUCUGAUGAGGAAGGAUCUGGAAGCACAAGCACCCCGACAAAAGAUGACCAAAUUGCUGCAGCGAGGCGAUUGUCGUUAUCUUCAAAGGAAUUGGACUUGAGCGGUCUUGGUGUGAACAGUGUACCAGCUGCGGCGUGGGAGACAAGCGAUGUGGUCAAAUUGGAUCUUUCUAAAAAUUCAAUAGAAGAUCUGCCAGAUGAGCUGUCAUUAUGUUCAUCACUUCAAUCCUUAGUGUUGUCGAAUAACAAGAUAAAAAGGUUGCCGCACACGGUGAUCUCCUCCCUUACCAAUCUGUCUUCCUUAAAGCUGGACAAUAAUCCCUUGGCAGAGAUAUCAUCCACUGAUCUUGUGUCUCUGUCCAAACUUGAAGUACUUGAUUUAAGUGGCAAUGCUUCAGCACUACCUGAACCUUCUGCAGUUUCUGCGCUAACACAACUGCAGGAGCUCUACCUAAGACGGAUGAAACUCCAUGAAUUUCCUAAUGGUUUGUUGGACUUAAAACAGCUCCGGAUUCUUGACCUGAGUCAGAAUAACCUCACAACUGUACCACAGGGUAUAAAGAAUUUCACUGCUCUGAUUGAGCUUGACCUGUCGGACAACAAUAUAACAGCGCUCCCAGCAGAGCUGGGAUUGCUUGAGCCUAACCUGCAAGUGUUGAAACUUGACGGGAAUCCGCUUAGAAGCAUAAGACGGACUCUGUUGGAGCGAGGAACGAAAGCAAUUCUCAAGUACCUCAAAGAAAAAUUGCCCGCUGAAUAAUGUCUCGAGAACAAAUUGCUGUGGGACUCGGGCAAUAAUAUGUUUAUUGGCCACUGUAUCUUUUAUUUAAGCCUUGCAAUCUUCCGGUGUGAAUUCUGUGGAAUUUGGAUCUUUUGUGAGAAGUGAGCGAGUUGCCUUAUGCGCGUUGUGAUCAGUUGUGUGUGUUUGCAUCCUUCCUUUUGUUUGCAUCAUUGAAGCCAGUGUCUCUGUCCACUCUUUAUGAAUCGGUGGUACAAUGAGACGCAACAGAAGACGAGAGGAGACGUUGCAGAUGAGAUGAGAUGAGUUGGCAGACGUGAGACGGCAUGAUUCUGAAAGGUACACUGCCGAGUCGUGUCUAUUUCAUCAUUGUACAAGUUGAGCACGCCAAUGUUUUUCAUGUGUUGCGCAGUGGAAAGCAUGUGCUUUUCAGGUGUUGUACGUCAACAUUUUGUGGAAUUUUGAACGGCUCCUGGUACAUGUAUUGGAACUGUUAACCUGAUGUUCUUGAAUCCCCUUCUCAUCUUGA
This is a messenger RNA of Panicum hallii, 2486 nucleotides long. Its product is annotated as plant intracellular Ras-group-related LRR protein 6. NCBI's taxonomy places the organism in Eukaryota, Viridiplantae, Streptophyta, Magnoliopsida, Poales, Poaceae. The transcript has 21 exons. The record is from RefSeq and is a predicted model, not a curated record. Bases 218 to 1978 code for a protein of 586 amino acids. Gene Ontology annotation, molecular function: protein binding.